Messenger RNA from Lepisosteus oculatus (spotted gar), 2571 nucleotides. It is a transcript of the gene npffr1l3, whose product is annotated as neuropeptide FF receptor 1-like 3. The record is from RefSeq and is a predicted model, not a curated record. Gene Ontology annotation, biological process: cellular response to hormone stimulus; G protein-coupled receptor signaling pathway. NCBI's taxonomy places the organism in Eukaryota, Metazoa, Chordata, Actinopteri, Semionotiformes, Lepisosteidae. Gene Ontology annotation, molecular function: neuropeptide receptor activity; peptide binding. Gene Ontology annotation, cellular component: plasma membrane.
GGCCAAUGUUUUUAGAAAUUGCACGUGAUUCUUUGGUUCCGAUUAUGGUUAUUCUAAGAUUUUAAUCCAGACGUCGGCAAGUGUUGCUAACGUUCUUCCCUUCCUUCUCAUGUUUUUCCCAGAACAAGCGAGAGAGCAUGAAAGUUGUCUGACGUUGUGACUGGGAGAAGACAGAACCUCGUCUAUUGGAGCUAUAAUGCCCACAAACGACACUGGAUUUCACUUUAAUUAGAUCUGUCCAUCUCUCUUCAGUACAUGAACUACUUUCUUUUUACCUACGCUUCUCCAGCUCUGGCUUGUAUCCAAACACAUACCCUUCUAUUCCAGAUGUGCGGUUGAACGUACUUUUCCAAAUAAGAAAACUUGGUAAAUCGAAAAAUCUAACAGACUGCAGAAACGGUACAGCGGAUUUCGCACGUUUUAAUGCCAAGGAGACCAUGGCUGAGGAGCUGAAUGAAUUAGAGGAGCUUAGUGGAGAGACACAGGAUAUGAACUCAACUGCCUCUGAAACAAACAUCACCUACUCCUUUUACUAUCAGCACUCUCCCUCUGUGGCAGCAAGCUUCAUCCUAGCAUACCUGUUCAUCUUUGUCCUGUGCAUGAUUGGGAAUGGAUUGGUGUGCCUAAUCGUGCUACGGAAUAAGAGAAUGCGAACCGUGACCAACCUCUUCAUUCUUAAUCUGGCCAUCAGCGACUUGCUUGUGGGAAUCUUCUGCAUCCCAACUACACUGGUGGACAACCUCAUUACAGGCUGGCCCUUUACCAACUCCAUCUGUAAGAUGAGUGGUCUGGUUCAAGGCAUGUCUGUGUCUGCCUCCGUCUUCACUCUUGUGGCCAUCGCAGUUGACAGGUUCCGCUGCAUUGUGCACCCAUUCAAACCUAAGCUGACCCUGCUGGUUGCUAUAGUUACCAUUGUAGUGAUCUGGGUCCUUGCUGUGGCCAUCAUGUGCCCUUCGGCAGUGAUGCUGAUGGUGGGGCCAGUGGAGAACCACUACAUGGUAUACAAUGAUGACUUCAACCACACCUACCCGUUGUACUCCUGCUAUGAGGACUGGCCUGACAAAGAGAUGCGCAAGAUUUACACCACCGUGCUGUUUGCCCACAUCUACCUUGCCCCCCUCACACUCAUCAUCUUCAUGUACGGGCGCAUCGGAGCAAAACUCUAUACCUCCUCAGUUCCCACAAGCAAUCAGAGAGUGGAGCACCAUCUUUCUGAUUCCCAAAACCAUCACUCCCACAGUGAGGGCAGAAGCCCCAUCUCCAAGAAGAAGAUCAAGGUGAUCAAGAUGCUGAUCGUGGUGGCUCUGCUGUUCAUGCUGUCCUGGCUGCCACUCUGGUCCCUAAUGCUGCUGACAGACUAUGCCCAGCUCAGCGAUGAGCAGCUGAACCUGCUCACGGGCUAUAUCUUCCCCUUUGCCCAUUGGCUAGCCUUCUCCAAUAGCAGUGUCAACCCCAUCAUUUAUGGUUACUUCAAUGAGAACUUCAAGAGGGGCUUUCAGGCAGCCUUCAGAUUCCAGUGCUGCUCAUGUGGUGAGGGGGCCCAGCACACCUACUGUACACGUGACAGUGCUGGAAAUGGCCUCAAUUUUGGGGUACGAAACAAAGUCUGUACUGAUGGAGACUCUACAGAGUCAGUAUUUGUUGACAAGGAGAAGACGAUAAACACAGCAAGAGCCAGACGGGGAGGAUCUCUUGCUGUGAGUACAGGAAGGGGUGGUGGAGUCAGAGUCACAGGGGUUACCAACAGUCUGCAACUACCUCACAAGAGGAGCCUCCAUAUUGAGGACAUUGAGAAGAUAACACCCCUAGGUGCUGGAGUGUGCCAGGCCUGGGACCCCUGAACAGGGAGCAGAGGUAGUCACAUUGUGGACUAUUGUCCAUUGCAAAGAGAACAGGACUGUGGCACUGAGUUAAGAUGGGCUGUGAGAUUUUACAUUCACUGCUGACUCAGGUCUCAGUGACAUUCAUUUUACAAAAGCAGAAGGGUAUGUUUCCAUCAUAAUACUCUCAUUCACAAAAUAGAGCCACAUUUUGUUUCUGAUUGACAGCAAAAAGAGACUUAUUGUAUUAAAAGGAAAUGGCUGAAUUAAACUGCUCUUUAAUCCACUAAAUCCUGCAGAAUGGAGCUACCAGUGUCACAAUUUCAGGUUCCCAAUCUGAAAUGCUUAAUCCAUGCUCUUGCUAGUUACAGUAGAUCUGUAAUGUUUUUCAGUGGCUAUAGAACAAACGAAUGAACAUCACUGUCGAGCUAUUUCAGUUUCUAAUGUUCCAAACUACAUGCAUCUUUAAGACAUUUGCUUUUGCUUUACAGACAAAAAAGACUGAAGAUUGUUUAGAAAGUAGAAUUGCUUUGUUAGCAUUGAGUUCUAGUAGUUCUUGGCAAAAGAUUCUAUCUGACCAAACCUACUAAUACCAGUACAGCUUUAAGACUUAGGUUUAUAGCUAUUAGUGUGGCAACAAAGAUUUAUUAUAUAUCCAAAAACGUGCUGCAGCAAGACAUGCUUUUUUACAAUACUGUUGCUUAGCAGCAAAUGAACACAGACUGCUUCACAGCUGCAGCGCUGGUCCAGC